This is a messenger RNA of Truncatella angustata, 3106 nucleotides long. Its product is annotated as ABC transporter transmembrane region 2-domain-containing protein. NCBI's taxonomy places the organism in Eukaryota, Fungi, Ascomycota, Sordariomycetes, Amphisphaeriales, Sporocadaceae. Gene Ontology annotation, molecular function: ATP hydrolysis activity; long-chain fatty acid transmembrane transporter activity; ABC-type transporter activity. Bases 132 to 2639 code for a protein of 835 amino acids. Gene Ontology annotation, biological process: very long-chain fatty acid catabolic process; fatty acid beta-oxidation; peroxisome organization. Gene Ontology annotation, cellular component: peroxisomal membrane. The record is from RefSeq and is a predicted model, not a curated record. The transcript is spliced from 3 exons.
AGGUCAAUUGAGCACUUCCCUGUACACAUCAGCCCUAAGAAUCAUCACCCCCGACACUUAAAUCUAGUCCUUUUGAAAUAUGCGACGCUUCCGGUAACUUCGUGGGUAUAAGCUGUCAGCGGCAAAGAACUAUGGCAGCCCAAUCAACGCUGCGUCAUGCAGCGUCCGAAGACAUCCUCGUUGCACUCAUCGAAAAGUACAAGAGACUAUUCCAGGACAAGCUUCGAAAGACUUCGCGACAAACGCGCAUCCUCGCGACUAUUGCACUUGCGACGACGAUUAUACUAGGCGGCGAGGGCAGUAGGAGGUGGUGGAAAAAGCGCCGCGCUGAGAAAGAGCAAGGAAGAAAACUCGUGCGCACAAACUCUUGGCUCUCCAAUAAGGAUGGAUCAAGAACUAUAUAUGUCCCCUUCAAAGAUAGCACCUCCAAGGUCGUCAUUAGUAGGACGAAGCUAACGACCUUCGAAGCGCAUCGUCGGCUGUUCCUCAAUCCCCCAAAGGUCUCCGGUUUGGGUGAUGGGACAGUGCCGUCCGCGCAAACGAAGCCUGGCCUCAAUCUGGCAUUCCUGCAUCAGUUUCUGAGCCUGAUGAGCAUUAUGAUACCUCGAUGGUCUAGCAAAGAGGCAGGUUUACUUGUCAGUCACGGUGUAUUUUUGAUGCUUCGAACAUAUUUAUCACUCGUAGUGGCGCGACUGGAUGGCGAGAUUGUUCGCGAUCUGGUGGCCGGCAAUGGCAAACAAUUUCUCUGGGGUAUCGCCAAGUGGUGUGGACUCGGUGGUUUCGCGGCAUACACCAAUUCUAUGAUUAAGUUCCUCGAGUCAAAAGUAUCCAUCGCAUUCCGGACGAGGCUUACUCGAUACAUUCAUGACUUGUACUUGAAUGAUAACCAAAACUAUUAUAAGCUAUCUAACCUUGAUGGUGGAAUCGGACAAGGUGCAGAUCAGUUUAUCACCCAAGACCUUACACUAUUCUGUGCGUCGGCGGCCAAUCUCUACUCUUCCUUAGGAAAGCCGUUUGUCGACAUUUGUGUCUUCAACUACCAACUGUAUCAGUCGCUCGGUCCUCUCGCGCUGACUGGGCUCUUGAGUAACUACUUCCUGACCGCGAGUAUACUGCGCAGAUUAUCUCCGCCAUUCGGCAAGCUCAAGGCGGUUGAAGGACGAAAAGAAGGUGACUUCCGGGCCUUACACGCACGUUUGAUAGCCAACGCUGAGGAAGUUGCUUUUUAUGGCGGUGCUGACAUGGAGAAGACUUUCCUGAACAAGGAGUUCAAGUCCCUUAAGAGCUGGAUGGAAGGUAUCUACAUGCUCAAGAUCCGCUACAACAUUCUUGAAGACUUCAUUCUCAAGUACAGCUGGAGUGCCUAUGGCUAUCUCCUCUCAUCCCUACCUGUAUUUCUUCCCGCAUGGGGUGGCCUUGGGGGUGCCAUGGAGAUAUCUGCCGGUGCUGAGAAGGAUGGACGAGAGCGUGGCCGUAUGCAAGGUUUCGUCACAAAUAAACGUCUAAUGCUGUCACUAGCGGACGCUGGCGGAAGAAUGAUGUACUCAAUUAAGGACCUCGCCGAGCUUGCUGGUUAUACCAGCCGUGUCUACACCCUUAUUUCGACAUUACAUCGCGUUCAUGCGAAUGCAUACUUCUCGCGGCCAAGCGGAAACGAGCUGUACUCGCUGUCUGACGUUCAAGGAACUGUGCAAAAGGGGUUUGAUGGCAUCAGGCUGGAACAUGUACCUGUUGUCGCCCCCGGUCUUUGGUCUCAGGGUGGCGAGGAGCUCAUGGAAUCCCUCAGCAUGAUCGUAAGAAGAGGCGAGCAUCUGCUCAUAUCUGGCCCGAACGGUGUUGGCAAGAGUGCGAUUUCAAGAGUACUGGCUGGGUUAUGGCCUGUGUAUCGGGGACUUGUGAGCAAGCCAAAAACCGUUGGCCAAGAUGGCAUUAUGUUCUUGCCACAACGGCCGUACCUCAGUAUUGGCACUCUGCGGGACCAGGUCAUAUAUCCUGACGGAGAACUGGACAUGCGUAUCAAGAGGAAAUCGGAGCAUGAUCUGCAGGCUGCUCUCGAUGCUGCUCGUCUCGGGUAUCUGCCAGAUCGCGAAGGUGGCUGGGAUACUCGGAAAGAAUGGAAGGAUGUUUUCAGCGGUGGUGAGAAGCAGAGAAUUGGGUUCGCCCGCCUUUUUUAUCACGAGCCACAAUAUGCGAUCAUUGAUGAGGGUACAAGCGCUGUUUCAAGUGACGUCGAAGGUCUUCUGUACGAAACGUGCAAAGAACGAGGCAUCACUUUGAUCACUAUUUCGACGCGCGCAUCCCUGAAGAAAUACCACACAUUCAACCUCGUCCUUGGUCUCGGUGAUAAUGGCGACGAAUGGGAAUUCGAGCGGAUUGGGACGGAGAGAGAGAAGAUGCAGGUGGAACGUGAGCUUCAAGAUCUUCGCGAACGACUCUCUCAAGUGGAGCAGUGGAAGCAUAGACGCGAAGAGAUCGAAAAGCAACUUGCCCAAGUUUGGACUGAGGGUGGUGAACCGCUAAGCCCUCCGUCGUACGUUGAGCAAGAACAGCAACAGGAGUUCCAGCAUGAUGAUGCGGAAUCUGAGUCUCAGCAUGAAGAUUCGGAUACCGCCGAAUUUGUAGAGGCCGAGAGUGGCUAGAUCUUUGUACACCGAAGCGAGAGCAUUCUUCAAACUUACCAAAAUUAUCUUCGAAUGUUUCCCUGAUUCAUCGUUUCUUGCGAUCUGAAGACCAGACGGCAAACCAUAAGGGGACACUUAAGAAAUCUUAUCUCAUACGAUGGCUUUGUUUUCUUCAAACGGAGAAAAAAAUAGUUGGUAUCUAACACAUCAAGCACGCAACUACUAAUUGUUACAGCGACGCGAUAAAUUGCACCACAUCAGCAAAUUUACGAAGAUCUCAUCAUCAGAGCUCAAUGGAUCAGCCGCAGCGCUAGUCCAGCAAUCAGCGCUAUUUCCCGGCUCUAAUGUACUCCGCUGCUGUCCCUCCACUUGUCUGGCCUAUAGAAUUCGCAGUCCACACACCAAAUCUUAACCUUAUCCGCGCCAUAGUGCAGACUGUCGCAAUCUGUGUACGUUCUUCUCCAUGACGCCAGGGCAUCUGCAGG